AUGGAAUUCCAGAAGAGUAUACUUGGAAGAUUGUUCGGCCGGUCGAAGCAGUUUGCUAGCAAUGAUGUUCCCCAGGUUCAAGAAGAGGUAGACGAUGUAGAGCCGCCCAUGGAUGAACCGACCAUUCUCGAACCCUUCAUUGUGUCGCCGACCACUGCAAAGGAAAUCAUGCUCGACCUGCCAGAUCAAUCUGCGGAGGAUGCUGUCAGCAUCGUUAAUGAUCUCGCCCUCAACGACGUCUCGAAAUCGUCUCCAAAACCUGCGGUACCAGGCAAGAGGAGGCGCCAGGAGGCAGAUGUGGUAGACGGAUCUCCAAAGAAGCGAGUUGCGAUGGGCAAUGGAUCCAAUAGGACUAGAGACGAGCCUCCUACAGCAUCUACCAAUGAAAUAACUGGGCGUGGAGGCAGAUCCAACCGUGCAUCUUCGGAAGUCGAGCAGGUGGCUCCUGGGAAGUUGCCCAGACCCAAGAAGGAGCAGAGGAAACGGCACAUGGUACAGAUCUAUCCGGCGGUGCAGAAGAGCGGUGAUAUUUGGGACCCUGCACCUAGUCCUAAGAAGCAAGUCGAGAAGUCAACCCAACCUCUUACCACAACAACAAGAAACCCCCAGAGUCCAGAGGCGACUCCGCGCCCCCGGGGACGGCCUCCUAGGGCGCGACUGUCUUCGAUAGAGCCGAAAACGACGAAAAAGAGUCAUCAUAGACCAACGCAGGGUGCAAAGGUAAAGCUUUGGCGCAAAGGACGACCAGAAGGAUACGUGAGUCCCGAAGUCGAAACUCCGGGAGCUCACGAGAUCCCAAUCGAGAGUUUGCGGCGGAAAGUAGGACCCAAAGCAGGCUCGAAAGCUUCCAGGAGUAAACCAAGCGACAAGCAUACAAAUCGAGCACCGACUUCCAAAUCUACACGCUCUGCUGCAGCAGCCAACGGUCACAAGGAUGCCAUCCUGAAUGCAAACAUUGACCUGACAAAGAAGCCUGAGCGUGAUGCUCGAAGAGCUGCGAAACAGCGAAGAAGCCUUGAGCAGGCCUCUGUAUCUACUCUAUCUAGAACGAGGGUCGACUCACUAGACGGAGCGGAAACAAGGGAGAUCGCCCGAAGCGCGCGACAUGGGGGAAAAACUGCUCGGGCCGAAGCACAGAAAGCCAGCGAUGGGGGUCAGGAAGACCUCGUCAGUGACUCUGAAUUCUCAGGUGGAGAGGAUGGGGAGGGAACGGGAGCCGAAGAAGAUGAAGGCAAAGAACUUGAAGACGCCGUAGCAAGCAAUGAUCAAAUGUCCAGUCAAACGAAUGGAGAACAAGAGAAACCCGAUGAAGAUGACUCCGAUGAAGAUGACUCCGAUGAAGAUGACUCCGAUUCAGAGGAUACUUCCGAGGUCCAGGAAAAUGAGGAAGCGGAUCAAGCGGAUGAAGAUCAUUAUGAACUCUUCGGUCAGGAGCGCGCAUGGAAGACAGUUCUUGAAGGCGCAGGCUCGGUAUGCGGAGCGAAGCUGUUACUCAAUCGUAUGCCGAAACUCCUAACCGAUACUGUCAAAGCCUUGGUCAAUGACGUGAGAGAAGCGAGAGGCUUGUACGAACAACUGCUGCCCUUCAGAGAAACUGAUCAUGGUCCACUGGAUGGUAUACAUCUCCAGUUGCGAGAGCGUCUGGAUGCCAUCGAAAAUCGCACCAGGAGUCUGUCAGAGAAGAACGCUGCUACCAAAGGCCCGGAGAUGAUCAGGGACAUAUAUGCUCGCGCUAUCCCAGCCAUGGUCUUUCUCCUGCAGUCGGCUCUGACAUCCCGAAUAUACCACUCGGGUGAGCCUUGCGAUCUCGAAACCCUAAAUGGCAACGUCAGAGGCCUUAAAGAGAUCGUUCGCCUACAGUACAUGACAAUUCUUCUCUGUGAGAAGGCUAAACGUUGGAAGAGUAAGCCCGUACCGACCAGCCGACCAAUCAUAAAGCCCAUUACUCAGAAGAUUUACCCAUACCUCAGGGUCAUACGGGAAGCUUUCGCCCAAAAGCUAUCUGAACAGGAGAGGAAAAGAAAAUUGAAGCAAAAUGACGUAGACUCUAGGAAGAAACAAAAUGAGCUCGUCCAGCUAGCCCAGCAAGUUAAGCAGGAAGCUGCGAGAAGGAACGAGAUUUUACACAGAAGGAUCAGGGAAUCCAGAGAACAAGAGGAUGAGAGACGUCGAAGUGAGAAACGAACCCUCAAGCAAACCAGAGAGGACGAGGUACAUGCCAAAAGGAGGGCCCGGCAAGUCAAUGGUCAUGUUGACUCGAGCGCACUCUGGUCCAACGCAGAGGAUCUAGAGCUGUACUUCCAGCUAGAGAAGGGAUAUUCAGGAGGCUUUACAACCGAGGAGCGUUAUUUGAACAUAUUGAAUGCGCCUCUUCUACAGAAUAAGCUUCCACAGCACAUAAGAGAGCGAGCGUUGUAUUUCAAACCAACAUUGCUGGAGGAAAGAGGAGCCGUGGAGUGGAUAUCUAGCAUAGAGUAA
This is a messenger RNA of Letharia columbiana, 2478 nucleotides long. RefSeq lists its product as uncharacterized. The transcript has 2 exons. Bases 1 to 2478 code for a protein of 825 amino acids. NCBI's taxonomy places the organism in Eukaryota, Fungi, Ascomycota, Lecanoromycetes, Lecanorales, Parmeliaceae. The record is from RefSeq and is a predicted model, not a curated record.